UUUUUAUUAAUGUUACUGAUACCAAGCAUUGACCUUAUGCAAGAGAUCUGUGAUAACAGAAUUACAUAAAGACUGGCAUUAACAUAUUUAAUAGAAAACUGCCUAGAGUGUUUCUAAUCUAAAGUUUUUUAACUUUGUUUUCUUUUGUCUCCUAGCAGCAACGAGGUACAUGUUUCUGUGUGAGUUUGUGGUGUGUGAUUCUCAGUACUUUUGGCUGAUGAUACACGGGGCAACUUUUUGAGCAAUGUUGCCAUCAACAGAUAACAGAUGAGAGACACAGGGCACAUGACUGAUCUAAAGUAUCCAGAUAAAAAUAUGUUACCCAUUCUCAAUGGGAAAGUGCCCAAGCAACAUUGCUCAAAAAAGGUGUGCCUUAGUGUCUGAUGUUUUCUCUGUAAAAGAAAUAUGGUGUUUAUAAUAACUAGUGUUUUAAAAUUGGUUCAGAUUUUCAAUUGUUUUCAGAUCUAAAUUCAGUCUAAAUUCAAUUCGUUUUCAGUUCAAAAUUUGUGGUGUAGUUCAGCCUUAAAGGGUUAGUUUACUAAUUACUCACCCUCAUGCGGUUCCAAACCCGUAAGACCUUCGUUCAUCCUCAGAACACAAUUUAAGAUAUUUUUUAUGAAAUCCGAGAGCUUUCUGAAGCUCCAUAGAGAGCAAUGCAACUUAAAUGUUCCCAGACCCAGAAAGGUAGUAAGGACAAUUAGGGGCGAUAUUCAUCAGUCAGCUUUCACUGAAAUUCAGCAUUUAGAUUGAAGACCCAUCCUAGAAGGAAAAUGUGCCUGCAGGUCAGAAUAUUUUGACAUUUAACAGACAACCGACGCCAUACCUCUCCAAUGAGACAAGUUACAGCUUAUUCUUUCUCUGUGGAGUGUCUCUUUUUGCACUGCCCUCCCUCCCUUAAAUGUAUUUAAACAGCGAUCUUUAGUCUCUCGCCCUGCCUGCACUCUCUGCUCGGUUCAGACUCUGAUCCUUCAGUGCUCAUCCAUAGCUGUUCAUCAUGGCUUUGUCCAUUUCCUUUGCCCCUUCCCGGAUGUCUGGGGGAUAUGGAGGGUUUGGUGCAAGUGGUGGAGCAAGACUGGGUCUGGGGCUCGGGGGUGGUGCUGGCUUAGGUGGAGGUCUUGGGAUGGGAGGAGGACUGGGCUUUGGAGCUGGUGGAGGUCUCGGCCUCGGCCUUGGCCUUGGUGGAGGUGCAGGAGCUGGCGCAGGAUUGGCACUGGGUGGUGGUGGCGGUGGUACACUGAUUGCCAGUCCUGCAUUCGCAAUGGGUCGCGCCGUUGCUGCAGGAGGACUUGGUGGAAGCGCCGCGUUCGCUGCUGGUCCAUCAGGUGCUGCUGUGGCCCCGUUACUAUCCAGAGCAGCUGAAAAGCACACACUCUCUGGGCUGAAUGACCGCUUUUCCACGUACAUGGCCAAAGUACGGGCGCUACAGCAAGAGAACGCAGCUCUGGAGGCCAAGCUGUCCCAGCUGACUGGGGGGACGGAUGUGUCCCAAGAGUCAUCUGUGACUGCCACGGUGGAGUAUGAGGCCCAGCUGAGUGAAUAUCGCAACACAUUGGAAACUCUCACCAUCGACACUGUUAAACUGGAGAUUGAGCUGGACAAUGUUCGUGGAACUGCCCAUGAACUGAAGGCUAAGCUUGACUUUGAACAAGGAGUGAAGUUCCAACUUGAGUCUGACAUUGCUACCAUGAAAAAGGAUGUAGAAUUGGCCUCUGACCUAAGAAUUGAUUUGGAUGCCAAAUACUCCAGCCUGAAAAAUGAACUGGACUUUGUUAACAAAACACAAGAGGAGGAACUGUCAUCUUUGCAAUCUAAACUGGGCACAACAACAAUGGACACUUCAGUCUCAAUGAUUGAAGUAGACACUGGGAAGUCCUUUGACAUCUCUGUAGCUCUCAACAAGAUACGAAUGGAAUAUGAGAAAUCUGUGCAGCAACACAGAGAGGAGGCUGAGGCGUAUUACAAACUCAAGAUGGAUGAGAUUCAGACGACCAAUGCCAAAAACACAGAGGCCGUAUCGUUGACUAAAGCUGAGAUCACGUCAGCCAGGAAAGAGCUGCAGACGCUGAAUUUAGAGCUUCAAGGGCUUGUGGCUGCAAACAUGUCUCUGGAGCAGAGUUUAGCAGAGGCCCAGGCCCAGUCCAGUGUGGGUGUUGCUGAAUACCAGGCACAGAUCGCCAGCCUCACAUCAGCCAUAGAGGUGGCUAAAGUAGACCUCCACAAACAGAUCCUGGCCUACCAAGAGCUGCUGGACAUCAAACUCGCCCUGGACGUUGAGAUCUCCACCUACAGAAAAUUGCUGGAAGGAGAUGACUUCAAGGUGCCUGAGUUUACAGAGUCGUCCUACACUUUUUCAGCUGGUCAAAUAAAGGUUAAAGAAAUUAUUACAGAGACAUCAGUCAUCUCCGAUGCAGAUGAUACUGAAUCCUCUUGAAUGCUGGGAUGCAUCCAGUCAAUGCAUCCUCGAUGAAUGCAGACCCCCCCAGCCCAAAUGUGAGGAGUCUCAUCCUUGUUUCUCC
Molecule: messenger RNA, 2516 nt
Organism: Onychostoma macrolepis
Lineage: Eukaryota; Metazoa; Chordata; Actinopteri; Cypriniformes; Cyprinidae
Exons: 9
Coding region: 995-2431 (478 amino acids)
Cellular component (GO): plasma membrane; type III intermediate filament; axon
Source: RefSeq, a predicted model, not a curated record